Penicillium egyptiacum is the source of this 2805-nucleotide messenger RNA. The record is from the annotation of a GenBank genome assembly. Lineage: Eukaryota; Fungi; Ascomycota; Eurotiomycetes; Eurotiales; Aspergillaceae.
AUGGUGCGCCAAACACCAGCUCGUUCCGCAAGGAGCCGGGUGGCGCCCGCUCGUCAACCAAAGCGCCAGAGACAGACAGAUGGUCAUGCUCCAGAUGUCUAUCAGGAACUGUUGGAGGAGGCUGAAGCCAGAGAUCCCGGGCAAUUUGCUUCAGACAGACCAAUCAAGAAGCGCAAGGCCGGGGAUAUGAAAGCUAUCCCUGUGGGGUUAGGGGCCUCGGAACAAACACAUCAGGGCGCAGAAGCAAACAAACAUAGCACCCAACCAGUGCAAACCGUUUACGAUUCAUCGACAUCAGAAGAAUCAGACGUUGACUGGGAAGAUGUCGAAUUACAGAAACCGCCGCAGUCAUUGCUGAGUAGACAAUUUGCGUCUCAAGGCGACGACGAGAUGCUCCAGAUCACACUAGAGCAAGAACCUGAAAGGCACAGAAAAGCAGUCCAAAGAAGGAAGCCCUUAAAUGGAGCCGAGAGAAAAGCCAGAUUGGAUGUGCACAAAUGUCAUAUUCUUUGCCUUCUUGGCCACGUUCAGUUGCGCAACAUGUGGUGCAAUGAUGAGGAAUUACAGGAAUUCCUGAAGAAGACACUGCCUAGGAAAGUAGUCGCUCUUCUACACCCAGGCGAGGAUAAACCACAUUAUAGCAGAUCCACCACGUUUAUGGACGGUCUCAACCAGGCUGGAGAUGCCUUCGCAAGCAGAUUUCGGGUUACCAGACCAGGAAUGAAACGGGCUCACUGGGCGGAAGAUGAAUCGCAAUUGAAGCAGAAAUUGGAGGCAAUCAUGUCCAACGCUGAAGUCUUUUUAUCUAAACGGGAUUUUCGAACACAAGCAAAGACAAUGGAAGGUUCCCGUGACUUCGGGGCUCAGCUAUUCUGUGCCCUAUUGCGGUCUGUAGCUGUAGAGGCGAGACUGGUUUGCUCAUUGCAACCCUUGCCGUUUUCUGGCACUUUGAAAGACAUGACGCCGUCUAAACCAAAGCAUCAAUAUAUCGUGAUAUCCUCAGAUGACCCUGGAUCGUCAACAGAUGAACGCAGCAAGAGCGAAAAAUCACCUGCAGCUUCAAGGCCUCGACGCAUUGGACAGCCUAAAUUCACCCCCUCGCGUCCUCCUCAACCAAAGUUCCAUUCAGUUCCAAUUCCGACACCGCGAGACUCGUCAUUUCCAGUGUUUUGGGUGGAAGCUUUCAACGAAGCUGCACAGAAAUGGGUUUCAAUUGACCCUCUCGUAACAAAAUCCCUUGCAAAACCUUCGAAAUUUGAACCGCCUGCGAGCGAUUCGUUAAAUUUGAUGAAUUAUGUGGUUGCUUUCGAGGAUGAUGCCUCUGCAAGAGACGUCACGCGUCGCUAUGUAAAAGCAUUUAAUGCAAAGACGCGGAAACUCCGCGUGGAAACCACACAGAAUGGCGAGGAGUGGUGGGAUAAUGCUCUAAAGGCCUAUGAAAAGCCUUUCUUAGAGGAUCGGGAUGAGGCAGAGAUCAGUGAACUAACAUCCAAAUCAGCCGCUGAGCCCAUGCCACGCAAUAUCCAGGACUUCAAGGACCAUCCCGUCUAUGCGCUUGAGCGACAUGUCCGUCGCAAUGAAGUGAUCCAUCCCAGACGCGUCAUUGGGCAUGUGGGGUUGGGAAAAAGCACAGCACGGAGUGAGACAUCAGAACCCGUUUAUCGUCGAUCUGACCUGCAUACUGUGCGAAGCUCCGACAAAUGGUAUCGCCUUGGGCGGGAUGUCAGAGUUGGCGAGCAGCCUCUCAAGCGUGUUGCUGCAAGCCGAAAUAAGGGCGGAGGCUUCAGUGACGAUGAAGAUGAAAACGAGCCCCAAGAGACUACACUUUACGCUGAGUUCCAGACAGACAUCUACGUUCCACCACCGGUGGUUCAGGGAAGAAUCCCGAAGAAUGCAUAUGGAAACCUCGAUGUCUAUGUGCCCAGUAUGGUUCCGCCUGGCGGAGUUCACAUCAAGCGGCCGGAGGCUGCUCGAGCUGCUCGAAUUCUUGGCAUUGACUAUGCCGACGCAGUCACUGGAUUUGACUUUAGAGGCCGUCGUGGUACGGCUGUCCUCGGGGGAAUUGUUAUUGCCGUCGAGUACCAGGAGGCGCUCGAGGAAGUUUUGCGGGGUCUCGAAGAUGAAAGGCGAGAUGCUGCACUGGAGGCAAGAACCGUGGAGGCUCUGCGGUUCUGGCGGCUCUUUUUGAUGAAGCUUAGGAUUGCAGAAAGAGUCAAGGAAUAUGCUGGCGAUGACGAAAUGGAUGUCGAAGAUGCUAGUGGUGGUUUCUUUCCUGAACCAGACCAACCAGCCAAUAGCCCGCCUCCGAAGUUUCUGGGAAAGGGUAAAACGGUACUUGAUCAGCAUUAUCCCGAAGACUAUACAGAAAAUGAAAUGGAACCGUCAUUGGGCGAGGAGGAUUAUACCCCUGGAGGGGGAUUUCUGCCCGAUGAUCGUGAUCCAGCUUCGGACCCGGUGGAACCUGCAAAGCCUGCACCUUUGACCAUCAACCGGACAUCGAUUCCUGAGGGUAUCACCAGAAACAAAGCAUCAAAAAUGCCUCGCUACUCACUGGUGGUUGUCCCAAACCACGACUUAAACCCGACCUCCGUACCCCAAGUCCUCGCAGGAUCAUCUGACAAAGUUCCUAUCGCAGUAGAUUCAUCCACUGGCUCCAAAUCCACAAGUGUGGUCACUAUCUCCCGGCCACCGUCACCGGUGCCUAACUAUGAUUCUGAUAGCGAGAUCGAGAAGGGAUCUUUGCUUUCUGAGGAUCCUGAAGAUGAGGAUGCAAUUCCCGAAUGGCUGAUGUCCGAUGAGGGCUAG